ACAUUCAUUUAUUAUUUCCUUGUAAUAAUUCAUACACAUAAUUGGCAAAACAAAUUCAGUUUAUCAGGCAAGCCAAUUUACUACAAGGCUGGUUUUUAUGGGAUUUUGAGGCAAAACUACACACUGCUCCUGUUUAAUUUUCUGCUGUCAAGAAUAACUUUGAAUUCAAAAAUGGAAUGUACAGUGAUGCAAGAAGAAGAAGAAGAAGAAGAAGAAGAAGAAAACGAAGAGACUUUUCAUUCUCCACUGCAAGAGAUAAUUACGAAGACGAAGAAACACGAAGAAACGAAUGGCGACGAAGAGACGAUCAAGCUCUCUCUCAUGAGAACCAUUGUUGAAAACAAAUUAGAUCCACCCCCAUCUUCCAAGGAUAACAUAGAUGACCUGGCACUAAGAAGGUUUCUUCGCGCACGAGAUCUUGAUGUAGAGAAAGCAUCCUCGAUGUUCGUGAGGUACUUAGAGUGGAGGCGUUCGUUUGUUCCAAAGGGUUCGGUUUCAGAAUCGGAGAUUACAAAUGAAAUUGCACAGAAUAAAAUGUUCGUGCAAGGCAGCGACAAGCAAGGCCGCCCCAUUGCAGUUGUUUUCGGUUCUCGACAUUUUGCGUGCAAAGGAGGAUGCGUCGACGAAUUCAGGCGUUUCUUGGUGUUUGCACUGGAUAAACUAUGUCACAGGAUGCCUGAAGGACAAGAGAAAUUCACAAUAAUUGGUGAUCUUAAAGGAUAUGGCUAUUGCAACAGUGAUCUACGUGGAAACCUUGCAGCUAUUACCAUUCAACAGGAAUACUACCCAGAAAGACUUGGAAAAUUGUUUGUGAUCAACGCACCGUAUAUAUUCAUGACCAUGUGGAAGAUCGUUUGCCCGUUUAUCGACAAAAACACAAGGAAGAAGAUCGUAUUUGUGGAGAACAAAAGACUGCGCGAAACUCUUCUCGAGGACAUAGACGAAAGCCAGCUUCCAGAUAUCUACGGAGGUAAACUCCAGCUUGUUCCCGUACAAAAUGGCUGAAGAUGAAAACGAAAAUAUCAAAUAUAAAUAUUAAUCGAGCAUAUAAUAUGUAAUGCAUUAUGUAUGUGUGCACAUUUCGAAUUCUUACGUACAAGUUUGAGGAGGAAAAAAGAUACCUGUACUCAUUUACGGUGGAGGGCUAUGUAAAUUCGACUUCGUUUCGUACCGUAAAAACUGAAUCUUUAUUACCAAUAUUUAGUUAUUUACCAAUAGUCUCCACAA
Messenger RNA from Erythranthe guttata (spotted monkey flower), 1227 nucleotides. RefSeq lists its product as uncharacterized. NCBI's taxonomy places the organism in Eukaryota, Viridiplantae, Streptophyta, Magnoliopsida, Lamiales, Phrymaceae. The record is from RefSeq and is a predicted model, not a curated record.